AUGUACCAAAUCGAAGAGCAUCUGGCACCGUUACCAGGCGUUGUUACAAACUCACUGUUGGACGAAUCCAGUUCCGACGAUGAUUCCUGCGUUGAAAUUACGUCUGUUGUCGAUGAAAAUGAAAAUGAAUUAAUUAAAUUGAGUACUUAUUUACAAUUUAAUUCGGACAGUGACGAUGAUAGCGAUGAAAAUUAUUCUUCAACUCAACCUGCACCACUCGUUAAUUAUUCGUCGUCAGAAUCAUCUACUGAUGAUGAAAACUUAUUACAAUCAUCUCAUCAAUCUGCAUCUUCUAAUAACAACAGUAAUGUCGAUAGUAUGUCUUCAUCAACAUCAACCAUCAUGAAAAAGCGUAAGCGACGUCAAUGGACUUUAAAUGAAAAAUUAAAUGCAAUCGCCUGCUUCGAAAAAAACAACAACAAACACCAAACAGCCAAGGACGUUGGAUGUGCUACAAAACAACUUCGCCUGUGGAUCCAGAAUAAAGAUAAAUUAUUAAAAUUGGCAUCUCAAAAGAAAGGUAAAAAACGCAAGCGUCUUGAUGGAGGUGGUAAAAAAUUAACUUACGUGGAACUUGAUUCUCGUUUAUUUGCCUGGUAUCGUCAAAAACGUACUGAUCCUGGAUCGACAACAAUAUCUGCUUCUGAUAUUCGUAAGGAAAGAGUAACAUUUCGUCAACUUCAACGCUGUGGACGACAAUUAAGUGGAGAAUUAAAUCACCCAUGUCCAUCACCAAAAUGGUUUGGUCGUUUUCUGGUUCGUCAUCGACUCUCUCUUCAACGUCCAAAACAACAACAGAAGAUUCCACUCAAUGAUGUUCAUCAAAAAGCAACUUCAUUUUAUACCUUUCUUCGACGAGCAAGUCGAUGGGCUCCAAAACGUGGCCCAAUGGGGGCCUUUACCCCACGUGACGUCUUCAACAUGGACGAAUCUCCACUUGCAUUGUUCGGCGAUCAAGCAAAACGAUCAAUCAAUGAUAUCAACACUUGCAAUGAAGUAGAAGGAUGCUUGAGUAACAAAGUGAGUACUUUUCUUUUUUC
Molecule: messenger RNA, 1040 nt
Organism: Rotaria sp. Silwood2
Lineage: Eukaryota; Metazoa; Rotifera; Eurotatoria; Philodinida; Philodinidae
Source: the annotation of a GenBank genome assembly